CUCCCGGCGCCGCAGCCUCCCGGGGCUGGGGCUGGGGCUGGGUGCGGAGCCGGCGGGACCCGCUUUCCGCCUCCAGGGGGCAGCGGCCACGGCCCAGUCCCUGGGCGGACCGCUCGGCGCCUCGCCGCUCUUCCUGUCGCCGGGAGAGGCAGGCCGGCCAGCGGGCGGCCGGGCCAGCGGCCGCCAUUCCCGUGUCUCUGCGCCCGCGGGGGCCGCCCGAGCCGGCCACCAUGCCGCUGGGCCUGAAGCCCACCUGCAGCGUCUGCAAGACCACGUCGUCAUCCAUGUGGAAGAAGGGCCCGCAGGGGGAGAUCCUCUGCCACCACUGCACGGGCCGGGGCGGCGCGGGCGGCGGGGGCGCCGGCUCAGGGGCGGCCGGCGGGACGGGGGGCGGCGGCGGCGGCGGCGGCGGCUUCGGCGCGGCGACCUUCGCCAGCACCUCGGCCACCCCUCCGCAGAGCAACGGGGGCGGCGGCGCCAAGCAGAGUAAGCAGGAAAUUCACAGGAGGUCUGCUCGGCUCAGAAACACUAAAUACAAAUCUACUCCAGCUGCUGAAAAGAAAGUUUCUACUAAAGGAAAAGGGAGAAGACAUAUUUUUAAAUUAAAAAAUCCCAUCAAAGCUCCAGAGUCAGUGUCCACCAUAAUCACUGCAGAAUCAAUCUUCUACAAGGGAGUAUAUUACCAGAUUGGUGAUGUUGUUUCUGUGAUUGAUGAACAAGAUGGAAAGCCGUACUACGCUCAGAUCCGGGGCUUCAUCCAGGACCAGUACUGUGAGAAGAGUGCGGCGCUGACGUGGCUGAUUCCCACUCUCUCUAGCCCCAGAGACCAGUUUGAUCCCGCAUCCUACAUCAUAGGGCCAGAGGAAGAUCUUCCAAGGAAGAUGGAAUACUUGGAAUUUGUUUGUCACGCACCUUCUGAGUAUUUCAAGUCACGGUCAUCACCGUUCCCCACAGUUCCCACCAGACCAGAGAAGGGCUACAUAUGGACUCAUGUUGGACCUACUCCUGCAAUAACUAUUAAGGAAACGGUUGCUAAUCACUUGUAAUUAACAAAUUAAAACUGAAUUUCCAGUUAUUUUGUAUUUGUACUAUUACAGGACAUGCCACAUACUUCUUUAAUGAAAUUCUUAAAUGGAAGAAGUUUUUUCCCUACUAUCUAGUAAUGAUUAGAUUAUUUAUAACUACUUAAAAAAUUAAAAGUAGACAAGCAUGAAAUAUAUUUUGAAAUUAAAUUUUAUAUUCUAUAUGUGUAUGUCUUCUCCAGCAAGACUGUCAUUUCCAGGGAGAUAUUAGGAACAAGUAGUGUCUAUUUCCCCCCCUAAUUUAUUUCUAGAAAGUCAUAAAAUGGAUUGUAUUUUUCUAUAAGAAGAAUAUAUUAAUUAAAGUUUGCAUUCCAGACCAAAUGCUUAAUCAAAUAAAAUGUUUCUGUGACCAACAGAAUCUAUCAUGAAGCCACACAGCCUCAUUUUCUCAUCUAGAAAAUGUUGUGCCAGACUUUUGGCUGCUUUAAGCAUAAGGAAAGUUGUCAAUGAUUUUAUUAGCCUAGGUUUUUAAAAACUUUCAUCUAGUUCUUUUGUCACAAACAGGCAUUCAGACUCUUUCAGUUAGAGCAGCGCCUGUGGCUCAAGAAGUAGGGUGCUGGCCCCAUAUACUAGAGGUGAUGGGUUCAAACCGGCCCCGGCCAAAAACUGCAAAAAAAAAAAAAAUAAUAAUAAUAAAGAAGGAAAGAAAAAAACAGACUCUUUCAGUUGAUCUUGAUAGAAAGUUGCUCUUCACUGUUUGAGCCAAAAGGAAGCUUCCUCCCAAACCACAGGAUUUUAUAGCACAGUCAUCAACAGUUUUAAUUUGUUGAUUACAAACCUUCUUCAUCCCCAGGUAGGUUUGUCAGAAUCAAAGUGGAUCAUGAUGAUUUUGAGCUAUAGUAGCUUUAAGUGUUACCUUAUUUCUACACAGUGUUUGUGAGUUAGAAAGAAGCAAUUGAAGGUAGCUCCAUGUGAAUAGUCAUCUCUCUGUUCACAGGUGCUAUCGUAAAACUGAUUGUAAAUAACAUGGUUAAUAACUUUGUAAAUGCCAGUGUUCAAAUUUUUGGGAUUAAAAUGUAUUUUUCACUAUG
Nycticebus coucang (slow loris) is the source of this 2113-nucleotide messenger RNA. RefSeq names its product GATA zinc finger domain containing 1 (gene GATAD1). Gene Ontology annotation, cellular component: nucleus. Lineage: Eukaryota; Metazoa; Chordata; Mammalia; Primates; Lorisidae. The record is from RefSeq and is a predicted model, not a curated record. The coding region runs from base 231 to 1046 and encodes 271 amino acids. Gene Ontology annotation, biological process: chromatin organization; regulation of DNA-templated transcription. Gene Ontology annotation, molecular function: zinc ion binding; sequence-specific DNA binding. The transcript has 5 exons.